This is a messenger RNA of Cornus florida, 4116 nucleotides long. Its product is annotated as disease resistance protein RPV1-like. The coding region runs from base 1184 to 2554 and encodes 456 amino acids. Gene Ontology annotation, biological process: defense response. NCBI's taxonomy places the organism in Eukaryota, Viridiplantae, Streptophyta, Magnoliopsida, Cornales, Cornaceae. Gene Ontology annotation, molecular function: ADP binding. The transcript has 4 exons. The record is from RefSeq and is a predicted model, not a curated record.
UACAAUUGCUUAAUAUUCCAAGUUUAUUACAUGGAUCAUUAAUCAAUUUGUAUUUUGUUUGUUCUGUUUCUGCUUGAUUUGUUGUUAAUAAGUUCAUGGAUCCAUGAAAAAAAGCUGAAACUGCAUAUAGAUCUGUAGCCUGAUUAAAACUAGCCACUGGGUCUGGUAUUUCUGUCUUUCUCUGUCAGUUCAAGGAUCCAAUUUGUUGUAAAAGUUUAAGUUAGUAGGAAUUUGCCAUGCAUAAAUUUAAAAUUAGUAUGGAAAGUAAAUAAGUAUGAUUAAAUUUGAAUAUUUUAAUUUAGUAAAACUGAAAAUAUAUACAGAGAUGUACAAAAGAUCGAAGGUGAAUAAAUAACAAAAGAUUUUUUUUUUUUUUUACUUAAGCUCAAUUCUUUAAUUGUGCGAUCAACUGAGUUUAAAAAAAUGAAAGGAAAAUUUUUAAAGCAGCUACAGCUAUAUUUGGGAGUAUCAAAUCGGCUCAUUGGAAUUGUAGGAAGUUUAGUUCAAAGCUUCACAAACACAACAUAACAGUUAUUGCCAAGCCAUGCUUUUGGAAGAGAAUGUUAGUCAGUUUUAAGAAAUUAAAUUUCCAAAAAUGAUUACUAUUAAAAUGUGUCUGCGGAGAUAAAUGUAUGUCAAGACAAAGAAGGACAAAAGUAGAAAUAAAAAUCACAUCAAUUGGAGAUAAAAUUAGAGAGUCUACUAACAUGGUUUUGGUAAUGUGCAGCAAAAACCUACAGUUGUGCUUGUGAGGAAUAAUUUCUUUUUCGUCAAUGGCGAUGAUAAAAAAAAAAAAAGACGAAACUAACACGAGUUCAUGUAGUAAGGAAGUUAUAAGAGUGAGUAGUUUUAUUGAAGUUAUCAUUAACCCUAGAAAGAGCAAGUGGUGAAAUAUUUUACAUGUACCAGCAUAUGGAAAAUAAUUGAGGAAAUUUUGUUGAGUUGAGUUGUUCUAAAACCUUUGUGAAGCCAAAGCAUUUUGUGUUUGGAUUUUUUGUUGUGUGUGUUCCAUUUAACCCUUGCCUGAUGUAUAAUUCAUUCAGAUAUUGUAAAGGGGAGAAAAGUAAAAAUUAGUAGUGUUGAUGAUGGAAUCAUUAAGAUUAGAGAUGCUAUAUGCUGUAAAAGAGUUCUGGUUGUUCUUGAUGAUGUGGAUCAAUUGAACAUAUUAAAUGCAAUACUCAUUAUGCGAGAUUGGUUUUGUCCGAGAAGUAAAAUUAUCAUAACAACCAGACAUGAGCAAUUGCUGAAGGCACAUGAGCUUGAUAAGAUUUACAAAGUUAAGGAAUUAAACGAUGAUGAAUCGUUUCAACUCUUCUGUUGGCAUACCUUUGGACCAAAUCAUCCCAUUGAAGCUUACUCUGAGAAGUCAAAAAUGGUCGUAAAGUACUGCGGAGGGCUUCCUUUAGCUCUUCAAACGUUGGGUUCGUCUCUAUCUGGUAGACCUAUAGAUGUGUGGGAAAGUACAUUAAAGAAAUUAGAAACUAUUCCUAACACUCAGAUCCUAAAGAAACUUAAAAUAAGCUUUGAUUCUCUACAAGAUGAUCAUGACAGAAUCGACAUUACUUGUUUCUUUGUUAGAAAGGAUAAAGAUUUCACAAUUACAAUACUAGAUGAGUGUGAUUUCUACACAAAAGCUGGGAUACACAAUCUCAUCGAUAGAUGUCUCAUAACUAUCGAUGACAACAAGAAGCUGGCAAUGCAUCAGUUGCUUCGGGACAUGGGGAGAGAAAUCAUACGCCAAGAGUCACCGAAGGAACCUGGGAAACGCAGCAGAUUGUGGCAUCACAAGGACGCAUUUAGUGUAUUAAAUGAAAAAACUGGAACAGAUUCCAUUGAAGGUCUCAUCCUUAACUUGAAUGUGUCUGGGGAAGAUAGGUCCACCGAGGAAUUCGUUGGUUUAGAUAAUGCAAAAAGACACUAUUCAGAAGACUUUCUUGACAAAUCAGCAUUAUUAUUGGAGAACAAUUCAUUGAAGCGGCGUCAUUUAGGGUUCUUCUCUUGGCUCCCCAUAAAUUCUGCCUCAACAAGAUCGCAUUCCACAUCAGAUGAAGUAGAUUUGCAAACUGAUGCAUUUUCAAGGAUGCACGGAUUAAGAAUACUCCAGCUGAAUAAUACGAGGCUCACAGGAGACAAUGAAGAAUUCCCUAGGAAGUUAAGAUGGUUGUGUUGGCGUGGGUUCCCUUUAGAAUCUAUACCCAGUGGCUUUCACCUGGAGAGUCUUAUUGCCCUUAACAUGCGCAAUAGUAGCUUGAAACAUGUUUGGAAUGGAAACAAGUUGCUCAGAUCGUUCAAAAUCCUCAAUCUCGGUCAUUCCCGUGGUUUUAUCAAUACGCCUGGCUUCUCACAAGCCCCCAAUCUUGAAAGGUUGAUUCUUAAAAAUUGCAUAAAUUUGAUUGAGGUUCAUGGAUCAAUUGGGGAUUUAGGGAGACUAGUUCUGUUGAAUCUAAAAGGAUGCAAAAAACUUCGGAAGCUUCCAUCAAAAAUUGGCAGGCUAAAAUGUCUUGAAGUACUCAUUCUAUCUUCUUGUUUAAAGCUCGAGAAGUUGCCAAAAUAGCUGGGCAAGAUGGAGUCUCUGAAAGUGCUCCUUGCAGACGAGAUUGGAAUAAAUCAAUUACCCUCCAUGACUACUGGGGUAAGAUCAUGGCCUUCGCACUUCCGGGAUUGGCCAUUGGGACCAAGAAGAAUUCCAGAAUCGAUCAGCUUUUCGCUGUGUUCUUUACCACGCUCAUUAUCAGUCUUGAGUCUUACUGGCUGCAACCUAUCAGAUGAUGCUAUUCCAAAGGAUCUUGGCUGCCUAUCCCAGUUGCAGAACUUGGAUCUAAGUAGAAAUCUGAUCUGUAGCAUACCAGAGCGCAUCAAGGGUCUCACUAUGCUCCACACACUCAAUCUACGCAACUGCCCAAAACUCCAGUUACUUCCAGUGCUUCCAACGAGUUUAGGGGAGUUGGGAUUACUCGAGUGCAGGGCAUUGGAAAUGAUAACAAAACUACCAAACCUGUUGAAUUCACUGUAUUUGUUGACAAAUUCGUGUGACAAACUAAGUGAGGUUCAGGGGUUGUUCAAGUUAGAACCCAUUGGAAACUUUGAUGAAGUGAUGAUCAGCAAUUUGGGAUUGACCAACUUGGAAUUCCUAAGAAAUAUUGAAGUUUCUUUGUUUAACCUUAUGACGGAAACUAAAAGAAAAGUUCCUCUACAGGGACGCUAUGAAUUGGGUAUAUUGAGCACUUUUCUCCCUGGUAAUGAAGUUCCAGGCUGGUUCAGCAUUAAUAGCAAGGAAUCUUCAAUAUGUUUUAAGGUACCUUCAAAUCCUAAUUUCAAGAUCCAAGGCUUGAAUGCAUGUGUUGUUUAUGCACAAACUGAUGGACAUUCUGGUGGUUGGAUCGAUAAUUGUUCAGUAUAUCUUGUUAAAUCUCCGGUAAAAAGCACAAUUAUCAGGGAGAAAGAGGACAGCUGGGUUUAUAAUUAUACAUCUACGUUACAAUUCCACUUUACAGUUCUGCAUGAUUGAAGUGAGUAAUAGGACAAGGGAUCUGAAGUGUAUAUAUUGCCCAUCAUUCAUGGGCGUUCCAGAUGACGGGACUGAGAUGGUAUGGUUAAGCCAUUGGAAUUUUGUGAAUCAAUUAGUGAAGCUGGUGAUGAAUUGAAUGUUUAAGUGUUUUUCGGUGCGCCAAAAAAUGGAAGCGGUCGGUGUUUUAAGCUAAAGGAGUUUGGGAUCCACGUUGUGUUUGAGGAAGAAGAGAAGGGUACCCCAUACCACACCUAUCCUUCUUGUCAAAAUGUUGAUUUGUCAGUGUAUCAGGUGAGGACACGUGCCUACUUCCUCUGCAAUCAUAAGCGGAGAAUUUUACCCCAAUGGCAAUAGGUUACUCUGAACUUUAUUUGGAUAGAUUUUGUCCAAUCUCGAGUUUUGAUGACCUAAAGUUUCUUUAAUUUUUAUGGUAAAUAAUUAUUUUGUGACAUUUAAAUAAUAUGGGACAAAGAAAGAAUUAUUCAAAUAAAAUUUUAGAUCAUCCAAUAUCUUUAGUUUUGAUGACCUAAAGUUUCUUGAACUCCUCAUUCCUUUCUAAUAAAGUUCAAUAAAUUUUCUAAGAGCACUAUCUUUGUGGUGCAAUCACU